This is a messenger RNA of Pyrenophora tritici-repentis Pt-1C-BFP, 985 nucleotides long. RefSeq names its product Peroxidase-2 multi-domain protein. The record is from RefSeq and is a predicted model, not a curated record. Lineage: Eukaryota; Fungi; Ascomycota; Dothideomycetes; Pleosporales; Pleosporaceae. Gene Ontology annotation, molecular function: peroxidase activity.
GUCGACGACUUCUUUUCUUCCUAUACACUUGUGGACUUUUGUUUGUGGUAUACACCUUUCGUUGUUCAAUAUGCGUUUCACAGUCACCGUCUCCAUCGUCAGCUUUGCUGCUGUACAAGCGUUAUCCCUACCGCUAUUGGAGGCCCUCGAUGUCACAGAUAUCCUCGCAAGCCUCAGUCCCAUCAACGAAAAUGACCCUCGCUUCAGAAACCACGUCCCCCCCGGCUACGGCGACGUCCGCUCCCCCUGCCCCGGCCUAAACACACUCGCAAACCACAACUUCAUCCACCACUCGGGCAAAGGCAUGACAAUCCCACACCUAAUCAAGGGCCUAGCCCAAGGCAUGAACAUGGGCGCAGACUUUGCCACUUUAAUCGGCGCCACUGGCCUCCUCGCCUCUGCAGACCCCCUCUCCCUCUCCUUCAACCUCGACGACCUAAACCAGCACAACUUCCCCACCGAACACGACGUCAGCAUCUCCCGGCCAGACGCCUACUUCGGCGACGCCACCGCCUUCAACGCAAGUGUUUGGAACGACUACAUCUCCUUCUUCUCCGGCAAGAUGUCUACGGACCUUGAUACCACGGCAAUAGCGCGGUUCUCCCGCUUCGAAAACAGUAAGCGGUAUAACCCCGAACUGGUAUUUGGACUUAAAGAAGAGAUUCUGAGUCUGGCGGAGAAUUCGCUGUUGCUGCAGACAAUGGGGGGUGCGGGGUCUGACAAGGCGGAUUUGCGGUUCGUGAGGACGUUUAUUCAGGAGCAGAAGUUGCCGUUUGAGCUGGGGUGGAGGCCGAGUAAGGCGCCUAUUACGCUGCUGACUUUGGGGGCUAUGAGUGUGGAGAUUUUGAAGAAGAGCCCGGAUACGGGGAAUGAGUUGGGGACGGUUACGAAGGAUUCUUACAAGGAUAUUCUUAUUCUUGGGGCGGGAGGACUGGAGAUUUUGGGCAAUUUGACACAGGGGAUUAGUGAGACGCUUGGGCUUUGA